AAUGGAAUUCUGAAUUUUUUAGAAGGAACAUUGUCGCACAUUUUUGUGGAAUAAUUAGUCGUGGGCUCCAUACAAAUUUUGUCGCCACGACGGAAUAUCUCGAGACGGUCCCCUACGUAUGCGUAGGCUCGGCCCAGAACCAGUAACAGAAAAACUGUGUUAAUCUUUUUUAUAAGAGCAAAGUGGGUAUCGAUUUCUGUGUUUAUUUUAGCUCACACAUUCUGAGCUAAAAGAUUAUUUCAUCUGCAAUGUCAACUCCACUCAUUCCACAAAUCAAGCUGGGAAGUCAAGGAUUACAGGUUUCUAAGUUGGGAUAUGGGUGCAUGGGACUUUCUGGAAUGUACAAUAAACCUCUCCCUGAGGAAGAUGGAAUUUCCAUGAUUAAGUAUGCCUUUGAGAAAGGCAUCACCUUUUUUGAUACAGCAGAUGUAUAUGGCUUGACUGCCAACGAAAUAAUUGUUGGGAAGGCGUUAAAGCAACUCCCCCGUGAAAAAAUUCAGAUCGCAACCAAGUUUGGGAUUGUAAUUACUGAGGAUAGAACUAUGUGUGUCAAGGGUUCUCCAGAGUAUGUUCGGAAAUGUUGUGAAGCAAGUCUUAAACGUCUUGAUGUGGAGUACAUCGAUCUUUAUUAUCAGCAUAGGAUAGAUACAUCAAUUCCAAUUGAAGACACGAUUGGAGAACUCAAAAAACUUGUUGAAGAGGGGAAAAUAAAAUAUAUUGGACUAUCAGAAGCCAGUGCUGACACCAUUAGAAGAGCGCAUGCAGUACAUCCUAUUACUGCAAUUCAGCUUGAAUGGUCUGUUUGGACUCGUGACAUAGAGGAAGAGAUAAUCCCUGAAUGCAGGAAAUUAGGAAUUGGUAUAGUACCAUAUGGUCCUCUUGGUUCUGGAUUCUUCGCUGGAAAAGCAAUCGUGGAGAAAUUAUCAACAGAUAGCUUACUGGUUAAUCAUCCACGAUUUAAAGGUGAAAAUUUUGAGAGGAACAAAGUUUUCUACAACCGCCUUGCAGAUUUAGCCAAUAGGCAUGGGUGUACACCUGGUCAACUUGCUCUUGCAUGGGUUCUGCAUCAAGGGGAUGAUGUUGUUCCCAUUCCUGGAACUACUAAGACCAAGAACCUAGAUGAGAAUAUUGGAUCCUUGAACGUAAAACUCUCUCGAGCAGAUCUGCAAGAAAUUGCCGAUUCAUUGCCACCUGAUGAAAUUGCAGGUUCCCGAAGUCCUGAUAUUGUCCGGAAUUUGACAUGGAGAUCUUCAGAUACCCCACAGAAAUCCUAGAGUGGAUAAUUCCUUCAGCACAACGACUACACUAGCAUAUAAUUGAUAAAAAAAUCUUUGUUCAAAUAUAUACUUGGUUGGGGUUAUGCUAGUUUUAGAAAGGUUUGGUUAACUAUAUACUUAUUUCCUGUACAUCUUAAUUUGGAAAAGAAAUUGGAAAAAUAUUCAAGACU
Cryptomeria japonica (Japanese cedar) is the source of this 1447-nucleotide messenger RNA. RefSeq names its product probable aldo-keto reductase 1. The coding region runs from base 249 to 1274 and encodes 341 amino acids. The transcript has 7 exons. Gene Ontology annotation, cellular component: cytoplasm. NCBI's taxonomy places the organism in Eukaryota, Viridiplantae, Streptophyta, Pinopsida, Cupressales, Cupressaceae. The record is from RefSeq and is a predicted model, not a curated record.